AUGGCAGAAAAACAGUUAAAAAAUAGAGUAUGCAUUAUUGGGUCUGGAAAUUGGGGAUCUGCCAUUGCUAAAAUUGUUGGGCGCAAUGCAGCUAGACUGCCAAAUUUCGAAGACAGAGUUACUAUGUGGGUUUAUGAAGAGAUCAUUGAAGGUAAAAAGCUAACAGAAAUCAUCAAUGAAACUCACGAAAAUAUAAAAUAUUUGCCUGGACAUAAACUGCCUGAAAAUGUGGUGGCGAUCCCUGAUGUCGUUGAAGCAGCGAAAGAUGCCGACCUGUUGAUUUUCGUAGUACCUCAUCAGUUCGUCAGAACUCUAUGUUCCACACUUCUAGGCAAAAUUAAACCUACGGCAGCUGCACUUUCAUUGAUCAAGGGCUUCGACAUUGCCGAGGGUGGCGGUAUUGACCUAAUAUCGCAUAUUAUUACUAGGUGUCUUAAAAUACCCUGUGCCGUAUUGAUGGGUGCCAACAUCGCUUCAGAGGUAGCUGAUGAGAAAUUCUGCGAGACUACUAUCGGAUGCCGAGACGUACUUCUAGCGCCAAUGAUGAGAGAUAUUAUUCAGACGGAAUAUUUUAGAGUUGUAGUUGUUGAUGAUGAGGAUGCUGUGGAAAUUUGUGGCGCUCUGAAGAACAUCGUAGCUGUUGGGGCUGGAUUCGUAGAUGGUCUCGGCUUCGGGGAUAAUACUAAGGCAGCUGUGAUCCGUUUGGGACUCAUGGAGAUGAUUAAAUUUGUAGAUGUGUUCUAUCCUGGCAGCAAACUUAGCACAUUCUUCGAAUCAUGUGGCGUUGCAGAUCUUAUUACUACGUGUUAUGGUGGGAGGAACAGACGAGUGGCAGAGGCCUUCGUUAAGACUGGCAGAUCAAUCAAGGAACUGGAAGAUGAGAUGUUAAACGGACAAAAACUUCAAGGACCUAUUACGGCUGAGGAGGUCAACCACAUGCUUGCUAAUAAAAAUAUGGAGAACAAAUUCCCGUUGUUUACCGCCGUGUUCCGUAUCUGCCGAGGCGAACUGAAGCCAAGUGAUUUCAUUGACUGUAUCCGCAGUCAUCCAGAGCACAUAUUUGCUCCCAAGAAUAUAAGCAUUUACUAA
Molecule: messenger RNA, 1089 nt
Organism: Arctia plantaginis
Lineage: Eukaryota; Metazoa; Arthropoda; Insecta; Lepidoptera; Erebidae
Source: the annotation of a GenBank genome assembly